AUGAACCCCAACAUUUCCUCCAGCUCCGCUCAACGCCGCCGCCCCUCCGCCCACGCAGCCCCGGCGCGAGAUAUCAGGCGCCAUUCAGGCCUCUCCAUCUACUCAGCAAGCGAUCAUGCGCCUGUUACCCCGAUCAUUCCUACGGCGGGCGAGCUCCACGGGGCCAGCCCGACGAUAACAGAGGAAAUCAAUGAGAUCAAGAGAUACGAGGACUUUACGACAAUCGAUUGGGUGCAGGAUGCGGUUCACGAACAAGCUCGACGCCGGGCGCGGAGGAAACAAGGAGCUAGGUUUUGGGAUAAGGAGGGAGCGUUUGGAUGGAGGCGGAAAGUCAGCGAGGCUUACGAUGCAGGCCAGGCAUGGCUGGUUGUCACAAUUGUUGGAGCGGCCAUUGGGCUGAAUGCCGCAUUUUUGAGUAUCGUCACGGAGUGGCUGGCGGAUGUCAAACUGGGAUACUGCACGACCGCAUUCUACUUGAAUGAAGCGUUUUGCUGUUGGGAAGCGGUGAAUGGGCAGUGCCCGGAAUGGAGAAGAUGGAGCAGCUUGCCGCCAGUAAACUACAUUGUUUACUUUAUCUUUGCUGUAAGCGGGCCCCCGUCCCUUUUUUGCGUUGACGCCAUCUUACGCUUUCAGAUCCUAUUCGCGUUUUCAGGCGCCGUGUUGAUUGAUGCGAUUGCCCCUUACGCCGCCGGAUCAGGCAUAUCAGAAAUCAAAGUCAUCAUUGCGGGUUUUAUUAUGAAAGGAUUCCUUUCUGCGAGGACCUUGUUGAUCAAAUCAAUCGGCCUACCUUUAGCUAUCGCCGCUGGGCUCUCAGUCGGAAAAGAAGGCCCAAGUGUUCAUAUUGCCGUCUGCACCGGAAAUGUGAUAUCUAGGUGGUUUAGCAAAUAUAAGAGGCAUGCGGCCAAAACGCGAGAGAUCCUGACGGCCACGUCUGCUGCAGGCGUAGCAGUUGCUUUUGGUAGCCCGAUAGGCGGAGUUUUGUUUUCCUUGGAGGAAAUGGCAUCUCAUUUCCCCCUCAAGACAUUAUGGAGAAGUUACUUUUGCGCCUUGGUAGCGACCGGGGUUCUUGCGGCUAUGAACCCCUUUAGAACGGGUCAAUUGGUCAUGUUCCAAGUCAAAUAUGAUAGGACAUGGCAUUUCUUUGAGCUUAUUUUCUUUGUGAUUCUCGGCGUUUUUGGAGGAUUAUACGGAGCAUUUGUCAUGAAGUGGAAUCUACGAGCUCAGGCGUUCCGGAAGAAGUACCUCUCGCGCCAUCCUAUAUUAGAGGCAACCGUCCUAGCCGGUCUAACGGCGCUUGUUUGUUACCCGAAUAUGUUCAUGAGGAUUACAAUGACUGAAAUGAUGGAAAUAUUAUUCCGUGAAUGCGAAAGAGAGCACGACUAUAACGGUAUUUGCCAGGCUGCUCGCCGGUGGUCGAUGGUAUUUUCUCUUUUCAUGGCCACGAUAUUGCGAGUCCUUUUUGUGAUUAUAUCCUAUGGCUGUAAGGUGCCAGCAGGUAUAUUCGUCCCAUCCAUGGCAAUCGGGGCAUCUUUCGGACGAAUGGUUGGAAUCCUUGUUCAAGCACUUCAGGAAUCAUUCCCGAACUCGAGCUUUUUCGCCUCCUGCGAGCCUGACGUCCCUUGUAUAACACCGGGUACAUAUGCUUUCCUGGGCGCGGGCGCCGCACUGAGCGGGAUCAUGCAUUUGACGAUUUCCGUAACAGUCAUUAUGUUCGAGCUGACAGGAGCAUUGACUUACAUUCUACCUACUAUGAUUGUCGUUGGCGUGACAAAAGCCGUCAGUGACCGUUUCGGAAGAGGAGGCAUCGCAGAUCGCAUGAUCUGGUUCAACGGAUUUCCCUACCUUGACAGCAAAGAAGAGCACAUCUUCAACGUCCCAGUCUCCCAUGCAAUGACGAAUAAACCCGUUGUUCUUCCCGCAAUGGAUUUUCCUGUCCGUCAAGCUGAGCGACUGCUUGAAAACAACAUGUUUCAAGGCUUCCCGAUUGUCGAAGACCUCACUUCGCGAACAUUGAUCGGAUUCAUCGGACGCACCGAGUUCCAGUACGCGAUCAAUCGAGCUAAGAAAGAAGGCCUCUUUUCGCCAAACGCGAAGUGUCGAUUCAUUUCUCAGCCCAACACAUAUGACCCCAGCAGUUAUCCCAGAACAAGAUCCAAUCCAUCGCCGACUUCAUCUCUAUAUUUCGACCCUCCAACAGUUGCGUCCUCCUCGUCUGAAGCCGCUGAAACACACCUACCACCGCCCCAGACAUUCGAAGACAUCGCCUCAUCGUCUGGAAUCCGCGCCAUUGAUUUCAGUCCAUACGUUGACCUUGCGCCGAUAACCGUGCAUCCACGCCUCGCACUCGAAACAGUCAUGGAAAUAUUUAAAAAGAUGGGACCCCGCGUGAUCCUAGUUGAACACCGUGGUCGGUUGUCGGGGCUGGUAACCGUCAAGGACUGUUUAAAGUAUCAGUUCAAAGUCGAACAUCAGGAGCUUGCAGAUGCGAAUGCGGCGAGUGGUGAUAGGCCCCCUGCACAUGGCAAUAUGGCAGAAGGGCUGGUGGAGCAGAAGGCGUGGGAGAUCAUUCAGUGGGUUGUUGGAAAGGUCUCCUUUUGGAAAAAGGGACAUGCUAGGUUGGGUGAGGGAUUUGAGAGCGGGAAUUCGCGGACGAGAGACGGUUCAUUUGAUAUCAUCGACGGGACAGAGGAGAGUGAUGGGUUUGAUGGAUUUGUAGAAUUGGGUGAGAGAGAUGAUGGGCGGCUAUAG
Uncinocarpus reesii 1704 is the source of this 2748-nucleotide messenger RNA. RefSeq lists its product as uncharacterized. Gene Ontology annotation, molecular function: voltage-gated chloride channel activity. The record is from RefSeq and is a predicted model, not a curated record. Gene Ontology annotation, biological process: intracellular copper ion homeostasis; intracellular iron ion homeostasis; transmembrane transport. Lineage: Eukaryota; Fungi; Ascomycota; Eurotiomycetes; Onygenales; Onygenaceae. Gene Ontology annotation, cellular component: endoplasmic reticulum; Golgi apparatus; fungal-type vacuole. Bases 1 to 2748 code for a protein of 915 amino acids. The transcript has 6 exons.